Messenger RNA from Clupea harengus (Atlantic herring), 1990 nucleotides. RefSeq names its product WD repeat domain, phosphoinositide interacting 2 (gene wipi2). Gene Ontology annotation, molecular function: protein binding. NCBI's taxonomy places the organism in Eukaryota, Metazoa, Chordata, Actinopteri, Clupeiformes, Clupeidae. The record is from RefSeq and is a predicted model, not a curated record.
CAAGGCACGUUGCUGUAUUGCGCUUGCGUACGUGGGGUGAACAGCAACAGUCAGUGAAAAACAACAACAAUCACAGGAAUAAGGGAGGAACGCAUGGCUCAGUGAAGAAUACAGAAUAAUUUUAGGAUAGCACUACUCAGUUCCGUUUACGGCUAUUUCUACUUCAGCUGUUACUUGUAAAUGGUGCUGAGCCCAUGAACCUGGCGAGUCAGAGCGGGGAGGCCGGCUGCAGCCAGCUUCUCUUCGCCAACUUUAACCAGGACAACACGUCCCUGGCCGUUGGUACCAAAUCUGGCUACAAGUUUUUCUCCUUGUCCUCAGUUGACAAAUUGGAACAGAUAUAUGAAUGUACUGACACAGAAGAUGUGUGCAUUGUGGAAAGGCUGUUUUCAAGCAGCCUUGUUGCUAUUUGUAGCCUUAAAGCACCCAGAAAGUUGAAAGUGUGCCACUUCAAGAAAGGGACUGAAAUAUGUAACUACAGCUACUCCAACACUAUUUUGGCGGUGAAACUAAAUAGACAGAGAUUGAUAGUAUGCCUGGAAGAAUCGCUGUAUAUCCACAAUAUCAGGGAUAUGAAGGUACUGCAUACCAUUCGGGAAACUCCCCCAAAUCCAUCAGGGUUGUGUGCACUGUCCAUCAGUAAUGAUAACUGCUACUUGGCCUAUCCUGGAAGUGCAACAAUAGGAGAGGUUCAGGUCUUUGACACAAUCAACCUGAGGGCUGCUAACAUGAUCCCUGCUCAUGAUAGUCCCCUGGCUGCUUUGGCCUUCGAUGCAAGUGGCACCAAGCUUGCCACUGCCUCAGAGAAGGGAACUGUCAUUCGUGUGUUCUCCAUUCCAGAAGGACAGAAGCUCUUUGAGUUUCGAAGAGGAGUGAAGAGAUGUGUGAGCAUCUGCUCGCUGGCCUUCAGCAUGGAGGGACUCUAUCUGUCAGCCUCGAGCAACACAGAGACGGUUCAUAUCUUCAAGCUGGAGACCCAGAGAGAGAAACCACAGGAAGAGCCUACGACUUGGACGGGGUACUUUGGGAAGGUACUUAUGGCUUCAACCACGUACCUGCCAGCUCAGGUGACAGAGAUGUUCACCCAAGGCCGGGCCUUUGCUACUGUCAGACUGCCAUUUUCUGGACAUAAGAACAUUUGUGCACUUGCCACUAUCCAGAAGAUUCCACGUCUUCUGGUGGCAGCCUCAGAUGGGUACCUAUACUUGUACAACCUGGAUCCACAGGAGGGUGGAGAAUGCACACUAAUGAAGCAGCACAAAUUGGAUGGCAGCGCUGAACCAGCCAAUGAAAUCCUAGAACAGACAGCACAUGACCGUCCACUUGUGACGCAGACCUACAGUGCUGCUGUGGCCAAAGGUUACACUGAGGACCAGGGGGCAGUGGGUGGAGCUGGAGUGGAGGAUGACAUGAACGCCCUGCAGCUGGAUGAGGAGAACGAGCAGCCUCCCUUAAUCCUGGAGACAGACUGAACAAGCGAGCGAAGCGGAGGAGGGUGAGCACGAGAACGAGAGAGGGCCACACCGACGGAGAGACAUUUUGGGAUUUUUGGGAGGGGGUAGAGGGAGGUCUCCUCCUCGGGAGCUGCUAAGACGCAUGUGACAUAGUGGAAGAAGGAGGGAUUAAACAGAAAGGGCAUUUUUAAAAAGCAGGCCUAGCUGUAGCCUCAUUCUGUCUGUUGUUACAUAUAGACGUUUUUUUCUUCUCCCUUGUGGCUUUUUAAAAACAAACAAACUAAAAAGAAUGAUCAUCUGGUGGAAUUCCAAUGGCCAGAUAUACAUUUAAUAAUCAAUGGAAAUGAGAAAAAAAAAAAAAAAACAAGCUGCAGGUGUUGCGUCCCUUAGCUUUGCAUGUACAUGUGCCAAGUGUAGGAUGUUCUAGAAAAAACUAAAACAUUUGCUCUCAUGUCGAUGGUUCUGUUCUAUAUGGUGGACUCUUUUGUCUCUCAAGCCUUGUCAGAAAUUAAAUGUGAUUUUUCUCCUUAAAAAAA